CUAAAUCCCAAAGUCAGCAAAAUUCCCAAAAAUCCCCAAAAUUGAGAAAAAAAAAAAAAAACUAACAAAACUUCAAAAUGACCACCGCCGAUAAAUCCGCCGGAAUCGCAACUGACACGGAACCAGGACCGGAAACUUCUCUUCUCCUCAAUCCACACGAAGGAUCAAUCAGAAAAGCUCCUUCUGAUUCCUUCCACUUCGCUUACAUCAUCUACUUCACCCUCGGUGUUGGCUUCCUUCUUCCAUGGAACUCUUUCAUCACCGCCGUCGAUUACUUCUCUUACCUCUACCCUUCCACCGCCGUCGAUCGGAUCUUCGCCGUUGUCUAUUUCCUCGUUGGUCUCGUAUGUCUCUCCGUUAUCGUUGUCUUCUAUGCUCAUAAGAGCCUCGCUACCUUUAGAAUCAAUCUCGGCCUCUUGCUUUUCGUUAUCGCCUUGCUUGUGGUUCCUGUUUUGGAUCUGGUUUAUGUCAAAGGACAGGUCGGUUUAUACGCCGGAUUCGAUAUAACCUCCGCAGCCCUUGCGCUUUCCGGUCUCGGUGAUGCACUUAUGCAGGGAGGUUUGAUCGGCGUCGCCGGUGAAAUGCCUGAGAGGUAUAUGCAAGCUGUUGUCGCCGGAACUGCUGGCUCCGGUGUUCUUGUUUCACUAUUGAGGAUCUUGACUAAAGCUGUGUACCCUCAAAACCCUGAUGGUUUGAGAAAGAGUGCGAAUCUAUACUUUGCUGUGGGGAUUGUUGUUAUGGUGAUCUGUGCUGUGUUGUUCAACAUAGUUCAUAGACUUCCGGUGAUCAAGUACCACGAAGAGCGUAAAAAGGAAGAACUAAUCAAAGAGAAGAGUCAAGAGAAAGGUUCUUUAACAGGAUCAGUGUGGAGAAAGACACUCUGGGAGAUCGUGACGAAGAUUAAGUCUCAUGGUUUUGGGAUCAUUCUUCUAUACAUGGUGACGUUGUCGAUAUUCCCUGGCUACAUUACGGAGGAUGUUCAUUCGGAGGUUCUUAAUGAUUGGUACCCUGUGCUACUCAUUGCAGCCUACAACGUGUUUGACUUGGUUGGCAAGUCUCUCACCGCUGUUUACAUGCUGAUGGAUGAGAAAAUAGCUGUUGGUGGUUGCAUUGCCAGGCUCUUGUUUUACCCUCUCUUCUGGGGUUGCUUACACGGUCCGAUGUUUCUUAGGACUGAGAUUCCGGUAACUAUACUGACAUGCUUAUUGGGACUCACCAACGGGUACUUGACAAGCGUCUUGAUUAUUCUGGCUCCCAAAUCGGUUCCAUUGAAACACGCAGAGACCGCAGGUAUUGUCACUGUGAUGUUCUUGGUUAUUGGUUUGGCCGCUGGGUCUGUCAUUGCUUGGUUCUGGGUCAUCUGAUUCUACCAAAGCUUGUUAUUUGUUGUACUUGUUGUAUUCUUUGAGCCUUCCACAAAAUCAGUUUCAUUAAUCUGUGCACCAUCAUAUGUGAAUUAUUCCUUUUUACUUCAGUAAUAUGUGAAAAUUCUUUUUUUUACACCAAGAACACAAUAGACUUGUAAGCUGUAAAAGGCUACAACGUGUAUUCAUUAAAGCAAGUGUAAGUGGUUCAA
Camelina sativa (false flax) is the source of this 1576-nucleotide messenger RNA. RefSeq names its product equilibrative nucleotide transporter 1. Gene Ontology annotation, biological process: nucleoside transmembrane transport. Gene Ontology annotation, molecular function: nucleoside transmembrane transporter activity. Gene Ontology annotation, cellular component: plasma membrane. The record is from RefSeq and is a predicted model, not a curated record. NCBI's taxonomy places the organism in Eukaryota, Viridiplantae, Streptophyta, Magnoliopsida, Brassicales, Brassicaceae.